AUGGUGGACACGACAUCAGCAUCCUUGAAGAGCCUGCUGCUGGGAUUGAUCUGUGGAGGGAAAAUGCCCCAAAGAAAAGGCUUGGAGAAUCACACUGCUGGACCUGCAUUCAUUCUCCUGGGAUUUUCUGACCACUCCAGCCUGAGGGGCCUGCACUUCACAGUCUUCCUGCUCAUCUACCUGGUGGUCCUCACAGGGAACAGCCUGAUUGCACUCAUCACAGUGGUGGACUCAAGCUUCCACAGCCCCAUGUAUUUCUUCCUGAGGAACUUGUCCUUCCUGGAGAUCUGCUGCACAUCAGUCACUCCAAAAAUGCUGGUGGGUCUCCUGAUGGGAGAUGGCAGGAUCUCCUUCCUUGGCUGUGCUGCCCAGCUCUACUUCCUGGUUUUGCUGGGUGGUACCGAAUGCCUUCUGCUGGCUGCCAUGGCCUAUGGCCCCUACACAGCCAUCUGUGACCCUCUGCACUACAGCCUCAUCGUGAGCAGGGGGCUCUGUGUCACACUGCUGGUGAGAUCAGGGAUGGUUGUUGUAGCAGUGCAAGUACUUCAGGCCAACCAGGUGUUCACUUUGCCCUUCUGUUCUUUGGACCUUCAUCACUUCUUCUGUGAUGUUCCUCCUCUGAUGGAACUGGCCUGUGCAGAUAUGUUCUGGAACCAAGUGACUCUGUACACCAUCGUCCUAGUUUUUGUAGUCCUUCCCUUUUCUUUGAUAGUUCUUUCUUACACUAAAAUUAUCAGGGCAGUUCUGAAAAUGCCUUCAGUUGUUGGCAGACACAAAGCCUUUUCCACCUGCUCCUCACACCUUGGAGUGGUCACUGUCUUCUAUGGCUCAGCCGCAGUGUUCUACUUCAAGCGAGGUUCAAGGGACUCUGUAGACACUGACAAACACCUUGCCCUGUUUUACACAAUUGUGACCCCUGUGUUUAACCCUGUCACCUAUAGCCUGAGGAACAAGGAGGUGAGAAUUGCCUUGAAGAAACUCCUAUGGACAAAGUGA
Molecule: messenger RNA, 996 nt
Organism: Calypte anna (Anna's hummingbird)
Lineage: Eukaryota; Metazoa; Chordata; Aves; Apodiformes; Trochilidae
Product: olfactory receptor 10AG1-like
Biological process (GO): G protein-coupled receptor signaling pathway
Cellular component (GO): membrane
Molecular function (GO): olfactory receptor activity; G protein-coupled receptor activity
Source: RefSeq, a predicted model, not a curated record